CGGCGCGGGUUCCCGCCGGCCACGCCCCUUUCCCCGCGCGCGCGCUCCCCGCGCGGCCCCGCCCACCCCAGCUCACCCCUCCCUUCCCGCCAUCCCCCACGGCGGGGGGAAAAGAUGGCGGCCGCCAUGGCGGCGGGGCUGGGCCGCAAAGCGCCGCGGCUCUGCUGGAAGGCUGCCGAGUCGCUGCUCCGUCCCGGCGCGGUGCUGUCCGGUGUGGUUGUGCCGGUGAGGGGCAGGAGGAAGCGUCCGCCGGUGCCCGAAUGGGCCCGGGAGCUGAGCCCUGAGGAGAGGGAGCGGCGGCUCAAAUCCUCGGCUCCCGUCUUCCCGGACGAGCGCAUAGAGCGCACAUUCUUCUUGGCUUGCACGGCUGAAAUCAUGGAUCCCUACGUCCCUCCCGAGGGCGAUGCCCGCCUGACCUCGCUGUCCAAGGACGGGGUGAAGCAGCAGAUGCAGAAGCUGAGGCAAACUGCGGCGUCCCAGCUGGCCCUGCGGAAGAUCAAGGAUCAUGACCCGGAUUUCAGCACCAAAACCUUCCCUGAGAAAGCCCAGGAGAUAUUUAUUGAGGCCCACAACUCCCUGGCAAACUUUAACAAGCAGAAGCUUCACGCCCUGGUGACCGAGCGCUGCUACCCCGACAUGGUGCGUGGCAACAGGUACAAAACCAUCCGCUGGAGGUUCGUGGAGUCCCUGGAGCCCCCCAGGGUGGUGCACGUGCGCUGUGAGGGCGUCAUGAACCGGGGCAACCUCUACGGGCAGGUGACAGUGAGGAUGCACAGCCGCCAGAUUUUGGCCAUCUAUGACCGCUUUGGGCGGCUCAUGUACGGUGGGGAGGAGAUUCCCAAGGAUGUUCUGGAAUAUGUUGUGUUUGAGAGGUACCUGGUGAACCCCUAUGGAACAUGGAGGAUGCAUGGGAAGAUUGUCCCAGAGUGGGCUCCACCCAAGGAUCCCAUCAUAAAGACUGUGAUGAUUCCUGGCCCAGCCCCGGAUCCCUCAGAGGAGCAUGAAAAAGUGAAGUAGAAAGUUCUGGAACGUGGACAGGGACAGCAAAGAGGCUGGGAGGGAGGAUUGGGAUCGUGUUGGAUGUGGCUGUGCCUUCCCUGGGAGCAAAUUUGGGAAUGGGCUGCAGCCACUCUGAAUUUCAAGGAGCCAGAGGGGUUGGGAGGGGGAUCUGGAGGAGCUCUGGAAGAGCUUGGCUCUGCUGCAGCCUCACCCUCACUGGGUUUCCUGGAGGAUGAGGAAACUCAGGAGCAUCCAUGGGCCACCCUCUGUCCUGGAAUUCCAUGGGAGAGCCCUUGGAAUAUUUGUCACCUCCAUGGGAGGGGUCACAGACCUGCUGGUCAGUCAUUAAAACUUCACCCAGUGACUUUUA
This is a messenger RNA of Oenanthe melanoleuca, 1369 nucleotides long. RefSeq names its product mitochondrial ribosomal protein L45 (gene MRPL45). The record is from RefSeq and is a predicted model, not a curated record. NCBI's taxonomy places the organism in Eukaryota, Metazoa, Chordata, Aves, Passeriformes, Muscicapidae. Bases 115 to 1017 code for a protein of 300 amino acids. Gene Ontology annotation, cellular component: mitochondrion. The transcript has 8 exons.